Vitis riparia (riverbank grape) is the source of this 1497-nucleotide messenger RNA. Its product is annotated as zinc finger BED domain-containing protein RICESLEEPER 1-like. Gene Ontology annotation, molecular function: DNA binding. The transcript is spliced from 2 exons. NCBI's taxonomy places the organism in Eukaryota, Viridiplantae, Streptophyta, Magnoliopsida, Vitales, Vitaceae. The record is from RefSeq and is a predicted model, not a curated record. The coding region runs from base 1 to 1497 and encodes 498 amino acids.
AUGGAAAUAUCAGAAUCUGUUAUUGUCAGGUCUAGUAGACUGAAAUCUGUUGUGUGGAAUGACUUUGAUAGGGUUAAGAAAUGUGAUACCUGUGUGGCUAUUUGCCGGCAUUGUAAAAAGAAGCUCAGUGGAUCAAGUACUAGUGGAACAUCUCAUUUGAGGAAUCAUUUAAUUAGGUGUCGAAGAAGAUCGAAUCAUGAUGUGGCUCAACUAUUUGCAUCAAGAGAAAAGAAAAAGGAAGGGGCGGUUACCCUUUCUAAUUAUGCUUUUGAUGAAGAUCAGAAGAAGGAUGAAGUGCUUAAUGUUGUGAAUAUUAAAUUUGAACAGGAUCAGGUGAAAGAUGGCAUAUCUAAUAUUGGAAACAAUGUUAUUGAUCAAAAGCGGAGUCGAUUUGAUCUUGCUCGAAUGAUAAUUUUACAUGGUUAUCCUUUGACCAUGGUUGAGCAUCUUGGUUUUAAAAUAUUUGUUAAGAAUCUACAGCCAUUGUUUGAUCUUGUGUCGCUUAAUGGAGUUGAGGCUAACUGUAUGGAAAUUUAUGAGAAAGAGAAACAAAAGAUGUAUGAAGUGUUGGAUAAAUUGUCUGGAAAGAUCAGCCUCGGUGCUGAUAUGUGGAAUGCUUCAGGAGAUGUUCAAUACCUUUGUUUGACGUCUCAGUAUAUUGAUGAAUCUUGGGAAUUGCAGAAGAAGAUUCUGAAUUUUGUGAUUAUGGAUCCCUCUCAUACAGAAGAUAUGCUUUCAGAAGUUAUCAUGACGUGUUUAAUGGAUUGGGAUAUUGAUCAUGCCUUGGAAGCAUUGUCUGAGGUAACCUGUAAGAUUCGGGAAAGCAUACGGUAUGUUAAAAGUUCACAAGCAGUGCAAGAGAAGUUCAAUGAAAUGGCUCAACAAGCUAGAGUUGAGAGUCAAAAAUUCUUAUGUCUUGAUAAUCCAUUGCGGUGGAACUUGACAUAUUUUAUGCUUGUAGCUGCCUUGGAGUACAAAGAUGCAUUCUCUCUUCUGCAAGAACAUGACUCUGCCUAUACAAUGUGCCCAUCUGAUACGGAAUGGGAGAGAGCAGGUGCUAUAGCUGGCUACUUGAAGCUCUUCAUUGAAGUUACUCAUGUUUUCAGUGGGAGCAAGUACCCAACUGCAAAUAUAUAUUUCCCUGAGAUUUGUGAUAUUCACUUGCAAUUGAUUGAUUUGUGCAAUAGCUCAGAUAUUCUUAUUAGCACUUUGGCUUUGAAGAUGAAAAACAAGUUUGAUGAGUAUUGGAAGCAAUGCAGCUUGGCUUUAGCAGUUGCAGCCAUCUUAGAUCCUCGAUUCAAGAUGAAAUUGGUAGAGUACUACUAUUCUAAAAUUUACGGCAGUAAUGCCACUGUUCACAUUGAUGAUAUUUCUGUUAGUAUUAAAGCACUCUUCAAUGAACAUGCUAUCUGCUCCCCUUUAGCUUCUUUGGAUCAUCAUGAAGAAUACUCAAUUUUCACCAUAGUAUAUAUCAUAACUAAUGAACAUUGUUGCUAA